AACGAGUUGUUGUCUUGUUGACAGUUGAACCCAUACAGACCGGAGAGGUUUCUUAAAUUGACUUAAAUAGCCAACAAGUGUGUUCCUAUUAUUAAUAUUAGUAUAUUAUACGUAGUUUGUCGGUAAGUGUACGAUAUUUGUCACAGGUCAACAAUAAAUGGACGUGAGUGUAUCUGUUACAGGUGUGAAUAUGUAUGGAGCUCCAGUGGAUUUAUCUUUUAAACAUAUCAGCAGUUUGGCAGACUGUUGGAAAGAGGAACCAAACAGCGGUCUGCGACCUAUAAAGAGAAAUUCAGAGAUGAAGUACUUAAGCCGGUCCCUGCGUCUGAAUAACAACAACAUCACUGACCUUUGUGACCUCCAGAGGCCUGUUAGUCACUUCCUGGCUGAGCCAUCACAGCUCGCCUGGCUGGACCUCGCGUUCAACAAAAUCUCACACAUAGAUGAAGUUUUGUGUGAGCUGCGUGAAUUGCGCGUGUUGUAUCUACACGGCAACAGCAUUUGUAUUUUGUCAGAGGUGGACAGGCUGGGAGUGCUACCACAUCUACACACCGUCACUCUGCAUGGAAAUGUCAUAGAAACCAACAAAGCUUACAGGAAUCGUGUGAUUUCUGCUUUGCCCCAGUUGAAGACAAUGGACUUCAGUGCUGUGACACACCAGGAGCGACUAUUGGCAAAAAUUUGGCAUCAUAAGGGAGGACGAAGCGGCAAGGAAACUCUCUAGUGACUGCUCCAUUGUGGUUUCACCCAGACGUUCUGUGCUCCACAUCCAGUGUAGGAAAACCUGAAAAAUACUAAACGUAUCAUCUGUGGUGAAGUCAGCACUGUUUAAUGCUUUAGCCCUCAUUUGGUUGAAAUAACAGGGAGGAAAAUUACAUACUGUAAAUUCAACAUUGUUGUGUGUCUACAUAUUUGAAUAUUGUUAUGGAUUAUUUUAUUAUAACAAAGUUGUGCACCAGUUAUUAAUGUUAAUGACCGUCUCUUUAGCAUUACUGAACCAAAUGAUUCACAGAUAUGAGACGGUUUAUGUUUUAUUCAGUAAGACACGAGUGGUUCUGUUGAAAAUUUUUAAUGAAUUAAUUAAACCAAAAACAAACAAAAAAAACUUAAAACUUUUUGGUACUAGCCUAAGAUAUAACAAACAUAUUUCAGGUAGUAUAACACAUUUGAGUAACAAACAAAAAAGAAAAAAAAAAUGCCAAGAACCCAUUGCAAAAAGCUCAAAUCAAUUGUGUGGUUGAAAUAAUCACAGCCUUGCAGAUCAUCCCUUUAGAGACUCAAGAGCGGCUCACCGUGCUCCCUGCCCACGCGAACAGUCUCGUGCUCUCCUCUGAAGAGCAAAUAUACAGUUUAAAAACACAAAUAAAUAAUCACAGCCCUAACCUCAGGGAUCAUUUUAUCUGCGGUGGUACAUAGAUUGUUAACGCUCACCCACACUGCUACAAUGGUUAGUUUCUGAUUAAUAUGAACAACUCAAUCAUAUUACAAUCUGCAGCGAAAAGCUUUGUUUAAAAGCUGACAAACGCAAGCCUUGAAAGUGUUCUUGCGUUUCAUAAAAACGUUCGUUAUCACCACAAGAUCUUAGCCAAUCUUGACCAAUGCGCUGUCUAUGAAAAGAGGAAUUUCAUACAAUCCAUCAUCAGUUUUUAUACUCAAUCAGAAAAUUCUGUACAAAGAAGGCAUCAAUACACAAUAUCCGUCCCUGGACCAUCCACCCACUCCCUUCAUCUCUGUAUCUGUCUCCAAGGCUAUUGAAUAUGUGAAGUUCUGGGAUUUGAUUUAGAGAGUUCAUUUUGUUAGUGCUAGAAAAUUGCAGAGGACACAUUACUGUCUGUAAACUGGAGAACUUGUGCCCCAAGAAAGCUUCAUCUUCUCCCACCCCCAGUGACAUAAGCAGGCUCACCUGGCACCCUUCUGCUUGUGUUUGCAUCCUCACCCACCAAAAGCCACCCACUAUGGACUGGUCACUCAUGAUUUGGCCUCAACUGGAACUGAUUACACACUGGACAACAAAUAACCGGCCAGACCCGUUUCACUGUCAGUUUUUAAACGUUACAGUGAAUUCAAUUUCGUAAAGUCAGGUUGGUUUAAUGGUUCAUGUUAAAGUUGUGGUAAGACGUGGUUCUUGGUGCAGGUUGCCACUAGAUCACUGUGGGAUGUUCAUAUCUUGCCAGCAUGCAACAGGACUGAAGUACAACCUUCUAAAUUAUAAUCACAUCUUUAACCUCAAAGAGGAAACAGUCUGUCUUUUUUACUUUUCCCUUUUUGCUGUCCAAGGAGAAAAACUGACUGAGGCAUGGGCAGAGUUAAGGACAUAUGAAGUGCAAAAUAUAAGCCAUGUUGCAAGUUUUUAAUCCAGGUAAAUGGCUAAAAUAUGGCACCCGUUCCAGGUGAGAUUAUAUCAAGUAUAAUGCCAGCUCUGUUCCAGGUGAAUACAAUGUACAUUCGUCUAUGCCUUUGGAGAACAGUCUGGUGUGUGGAGUUAUUCUUGCUUGCCUGAGUAUACAGGCUAAGGAAAAAAAAAA
Larimichthys crocea (large yellow croaker) is the source of this 2525-nucleotide messenger RNA. It is a transcript of the gene lrrc51, whose product is annotated as leucine rich repeat containing 51. Gene Ontology annotation, molecular function: protein binding. The record is from RefSeq and is a predicted model, not a curated record. The transcript is spliced from 5 exons. Bases 158 to 724 code for a protein of 188 amino acids. NCBI's taxonomy places the organism in Eukaryota, Metazoa, Chordata, Actinopteri, Sciaenidae.